This is a messenger RNA of Sordaria macrospora k-hell, 1089 nucleotides long. RefSeq lists its product as uncharacterized. Gene Ontology annotation, molecular function: SNAP receptor activity; SNARE binding. Lineage: Eukaryota; Fungi; Ascomycota; Sordariomycetes; Sordariales; Sordariaceae. The record is from RefSeq and is a predicted model, not a curated record. Gene Ontology annotation, biological process: vesicle-mediated transport; vesicle fusion; intracellular protein transport. Gene Ontology annotation, cellular component: membrane; endomembrane system; SNARE complex.
AUGUGGCGCGACCGCACUAAUCUCUAUAUCUCGUACCGGCAGUCCUACGCCCACCACCCGACCCAGCGCAACCGAUAUACCCCUCAGAGCGCAGGCGACCGCUUCGGCGGGACUUCCGGCGGGGCUGGCAGCAGCACGGGGGUUCUCUUCUCGGCCGACGAUGACCGGCGCGGCCUUUUGUCGGCGGGGGCCUACGAUGUUGACGACGGCGAUGCAGUGAUCGAGAUGGAUCUGCUUCCGCCUCGGUGGGCGGAUUCAUCGGACGAAGUGUCGGAGGUGCUGGCCGACAUCGCGCGCAAGAGCCAGAAGCUGGAGCGGUUGCACCAGAAGCACGUACUGCCGGGGUUCGACGAUGAGGAGGCCAAGAAGGAUGAGGAACGGGAGAUAGAGCAGCUCACGCAGUCCAUCACCAAGGGGUUCCACGAAUGCCACCGCGUCAUCCAGCGUAUCGAGCAGAUGGUGCGCGAGGGUAAACAUAAUGGCCAGAUGAGCCGCGCCGACGAGGUCAUGGCCAAGAACAUACAAAUCAACCUUGCCACGAGAGUCCAGGAGGCCAGCGCCAACUUCCGAAAGAAGCAGAGCGCAUAUCUGAAGAAACUAAGAGGCAUGAGCGGCCUUGCCAGCCCAACCCUCGACCGAGUCUCAACCCCCCUCUCUUCCUUUGGUCCCAGCGGCCUCCCACCCGGUAACAGCUCCAACAGUGCCUCUAUCCUCGAAUCCGACGCCGACCGGGUCUUCUCCCAGUCCACUCUACAAGCGUCAACCCACCAGAAGCUGCUUAACAGCAAUGACCAGGCGAUCUCGCAGCGCGAGCGCGAAAUCGACGAAAUUGCGCAGGGAAUCAUCGACCUGUCCGACCUGUUCAGGGACUUGCAGACCAUGGUCAUCGACCAGGGCACGAUGCUGGACCGGAUCGAUUAUAACGUGGAGCGGAUGGCGACGGAUGUGAAAGAGGCGGCUAAGGAGUUGACUGUUGCACAAGGGUACCAAAAGAAGACCACUAAGAGGAAGAUCAUACUGCUGUUGUUGAUUCUAAUAGCGGGCAUGAUCAUUUUGCUGGUUAUCAAGCCGAAGAAACAUGGGGGUUGA